Messenger RNA from Antechinus flavipes (yellow-footed antechinus), 318 nucleotides. RefSeq names its product transcription and mRNA export factor ENY2-like. Gene Ontology annotation, biological process: positive regulation of DNA-templated transcription; poly(A)+ mRNA export from nucleus; regulation of transcription by RNA polymerase II. The record is from RefSeq and is a predicted model, not a curated record. Bases 28 to 318 code for a protein of 96 amino acids. Gene Ontology annotation, molecular function: transcription coactivator activity; chromatin binding. The transcript has a single exon. Lineage: Eukaryota; Metazoa; Chordata; Mammalia; Dasyuromorphia; Dasyuridae. Gene Ontology annotation, cellular component: DUBm complex; nuclear pore; SAGA complex.
UGCUUUGCUCAAAGGAAGAUUAACCAAAUGGACACAGAUGCACAGAUGACAGCAAUGAUUGUCCAGAAACUGAUAGAAACUGGUGAAGGAGCACGACUUCAAGAGUUGCUAAGAGCGAAAUUAUUCGAAUGUGGUUGGAAAGAUCAAUUGAAAGCUCAUUGUCAAGAUGUGAUUAAAGAAAAAGGGGUAAGACACGUUACUGCUGCCGAGUUGGCAGCAGAGGUCACUCCCAGAGCCAGAGCGCUUGUACCCGACAGUGUGAAGGAGGAACUCUUACAAAGAAUAAGCACUUUCCUUGACCGGCAUGCCAGUCUUUAA